GUAUAGUUUUAUAUAUAUAUAAGCCAGAACGUGUCAAGAUCCCCUGGCGGAAUGCUAUAUAUCUAGUCACCAGAUUGCCCAAACCCUAAUCCAACCAGUCAAGCUCUCUCUAUUCGGCUACAACAAGCAAACGAGAAACAGAACCUGAAACAAGUCCCAAAGACACCGAAGUAGCAUGGUUUUCACUGGUACCAUGUGGCCAAGGCUGGAACCCAGUUCCCAGCCACCUGGUCCCUGCCCGAUGGCUCACGAUUGAGCUGUUGCACCAAGGAUCGCGGACCUGCGCGGUGACGUGGUCGCCUCACAGCAUUCCAGAGAAGAAGCAACAACAAAAACAUUGCUGUGACACCACAGACAAAAGCAAUGGACUCCUAGCCACCAUCCGGAGCAUUUGGCAUCAAUUCUUGCAACUCACCGAACCACCCCUUCCAUAUCGAUGGCUACCCCGACCGUGCAACGGGCCCUGGGCUCGAUCCCCCGGCGAGACGCCUUCAUCACCAUGUCGGACCAAAUUCAAUUCCAGACCCUUGUCCAUCUGCUACGGGUCUUAGUCUCCGUAGCUUUCCUCCCGCUCGACAAUACCAUUCUCGUGGUAUUCUACCUCGCCAACUAUGCGGGGACGCUGUCUUCCCCCUCCAACGUCCUCCGCCGCCGGAGACAAGCCCUCCAGGACGUGCAUUUCUAUCCGAAAACGAUCCUCGUCAGCGGCGUCAACACACCACAUGGACUCGCAGUCGCCCGCAGCUGGUACCUCCACGGCCAUCGCGUCGUAGGCGCCAACGUCAUCACCGACGACCGCCCGACCCCGCCGUCAGGCGAGAGCAUGUCCACUGCGCUGACCGUCUGCUACCGCAUCCCGCAAUCGCAGUACGUCUCGCGCCUGCUCGACAUCGUGCAGCGCGAGAAAGUCGACCUCUGGAUUCCCUGCUCGUCCGAGACCUCAGCCGCUGACGACGCCGUCGCCAAGGAGGUCCUCGAGAGCCGCACCCCCUGCAAGUGCAUCCACCUCGACCCGGAGCUGGCCCGGCGCUUCAGCAAUCCGGAUCUGUUCACGCAGUUCCUCGCCGAAAAGGACCUGCCUGUCGUCGAGCGCCACCAGGUGCAGUCGCGCGACUCCAUCCACAAGAUCCUGCACCGGUCCCCGAGCAAGGUCUUCCGCCUGCGCAAGCCCACAGCCGGGUCCGGAAACUUACGCAGCAACAACAACGAUGGCAGCGACCCCCUGAUCCUACCGAAACGGACUCUCAGCCUGACCUACUCCCAAGUCAGCGAAGUGCCCAUCUCCAAAGAAAACCCAUGGGUGCUACAGCAGCAGACGCGCCUCGGCGAGUUCCGAGCCGAGCUCCUCGUCGUCCGCGGCCAAGUCAAAGCCAUUCGGGUGCUGCGCUCGGGGGGUGACAGCCACGGUCAAGGCCCGUCGCGGCUGGACGGCGGCCUCGCCACCGCGAUCCACAAACUCAUGGACCAGCUCGCGACCAAAGGCGGACCCCGCAUGACGACCCACCUGACCGUGCAGCUGCACGUGGACGAGCAGUUCGAGGCCAACUCCGUGCGCUACGUCGUCCACAUCGCGGGCUGCACGCUGGGCGCCUCCGCCGUUGCGCACCUCCUCCAGGACGGCAGUAGCACGUCGCUGAUCACGGGCUACCUGUCGCUGCUGUCACCGUGCACAACUACCAGCUUCUGUCGGGAGGGCAGCGACCGAUCACAGGAGGAAGCACAGGGGCAACAAGCAGAAGAAGGGGCCACCAUCUACACAGAGAAGACCCGGCGGUUCAGCCUGUACAGAACGAUCAAAUCCUACGACGUGCGCCGGGUCCUCCCUGCGCUGUAUCCGGCGUGCGAGCACCUCGACGACUGGGCGCAUCACGAGGCGGAUCGGCUCUUGUUCUGGAACAACUGGCGCUUUUCUCCGUUUGAUCCGUUGCCGUGGUGGUGGCAUGUGCAUGUACAGCAGCCGUUGGAGGAAGUUGGAUCGCUGUUGGGUGGGGAGACUCUCAAGUCGAAGUGAUCUUUCUUUCUUGUUUUUAUUUUUUCCCCUUGAUCUUCGUUUUCAUUCAUUUCUUUAUAUCUGAGAUUUGGUUGUUUUCAUUUUUGCGAAUAAUUGGUAUCAAAGGCAU
Molecule: messenger RNA, 2120 nt
Organism: Aspergillus campestris IBT 28561
Lineage: Eukaryota; Fungi; Ascomycota; Eurotiomycetes; Eurotiales; Aspergillaceae
Exons: 1
Coding region: 437-2011 (524 amino acids)
Source: RefSeq, a predicted model, not a curated record